Moneuplotes crassus is the source of this 2023-nucleotide messenger RNA. NCBI's taxonomy places the organism in Eukaryota, Ciliophora, Spirotrichea, Euplotida, Euplotidae. The record is from the annotation of a GenBank genome assembly.
UAGCAAUGGACGCGAGCCUCAUUACAUCUCAAAUGAACGAAAGAUUUGAAUGCCUUCGGGAGCAGAUCUUUGCAGAAGUGAGAUCAAUGACACAAGGAAUACAAAUGAGAGUUGAUACUAUAAACGAUAAAACAAGGAAGAGUGUUCUAUUAUCAGAACUAAUUGAACAAUCUCAGUUUGAUAUCGAGGAGGGGAAUUUACUCAAAACCUUAAUCAGACUCUGAAACCAAACUUUUGAGAAGACCAUUUCUUCCAUCCAAAUAGAGUUAGAUGAUCACCGAAUAAGACUUGAUGAUUCGGCUAAGAACCAAGAGAAGAAAAUCGAUGGAGUCCUGAGUGAUUAUGAAAGAUUAGAGAAUAAAAUUAAAGACCAAGAAUGGGCGACCAAGCUUCAUUCUGAAGUACUCUCAUCAAAGGCAGAAACGGCAAGUGUAAAAUAAAAUUGAAAACAUGCUGCAUUAUUACUGUGAAAUGGAAAAAUUCAAGGAUUUUGAAUGCUCUGUUUACAAAGAAUUCUCAGCGUUAAAAGACGAAAUGGUUCAACAUAAUCGUGAUACCUCCCAAGAAAUGGCUUACUUUGCUAAGAAGUUUGAAGAUUCUCUAUUUGAGAAGCAAAGAGACAUUAUUACAUCUGUAAAUAAGCGCUUAGAAUCUUUUACUGAGCUAAAAACAUACCAUGAGCAAGUUGGAGCGAUAAAAGCUGAGAUAGAAGUUAUCCUUGCCAAAAUACAACUAGCUUCAGAAGACCUUAAAGAGAUCAAAACAAUUUCUGAUUCCAUAGACUGAAAGCUUAAGGACAAGGUCGAAAAUAAUGACUUUGUAGAAAAAAUUGAUGAAAUCCAAAAGCAAUUCCAAAAAUACGCUCUAUAUUCCGAAAUCAAAAGAGUUGAAUUAAAAAUUGACCCUAUCAUUGAUGACAUCAACAAGAAAUUGGAAUAUUACGAAAGUGACAAUAAAAUGAACAAACACAUAAUUAGUCGUUUUGAUGAAGUCCUGACCAGUAAGGCAUCCAAGUUCUCCAUCGACCAAAUCUACCUAAAUUUUGCUGAAUAUAUGAGCAAUGAAUCUUUCAAAAAGUUUGAGCAAAGUCUGAAAAAUGAUACUCAGACUACACACAAGAAGAUAAACGAUAUGGAAUCAGACUUAGAGAGCAUGAAGGAUUAUCUUAGGGAGGAAGUCAAGAAAUCAAUGAGAAGAGCUCUAGGAAAUCUAAACUCUCAUAUUAUCAAUCUUGCUGGCGGAAGGCCGAUUAAUGAUAUCGAGUUUGAAGCAUGCCUAAGGCUUAAAGCAGACAAGGAAGAAACAGAUAAACUUGAUUAUAAUAAAGCUAACAAGGAGGAAAUGACGAGCACUCUUGAGAAAAUUAAGAAGCUUGAGACUCAACUUAAAGACGCCACUGUACUUUUUAUGGAAUGUGUAAAAGAUAAUAUCUUCUUGCAAAAUGAAAAUAAACAUAAAGUGAUCAACCGGAAUGCAUCUUUGUUCCAGCAGCUGAAGACUAUUCAUAAGUGGAUCAACCAAGAUGAGAAGACGCAUCCUAAAAUUAUUGUGCAGAGAAAGCAAGGAAGAGAGAAAAGCAUGGUGUUGCCAGAAACAGCAAGUAAAUUAUUAAGACGUAAAAGGAAGCGCAAUUUAGUGCUAAAGAGCCCUGAUCCAAUAAGACCUGCUCGUAUUCUUCCCAGUACUUAUGAAGAAUCUUCAACAAUGGAAACGAAGGUUAGCUUAAAAAAUUCUUCCAGAAAUUUGGACAAGUACCGCAAAUAUAGAAUUUGCAGUCCACCUAAAGAUGGCUUUUGAAAUCCAAACAGCAUGCCUAUUGAAAUCCAAAAAUUGAGUUUACUUAGAACUUUAGAAAAGAAAAGCAGAACUUUUUCUCCAAUGCACGUAAGUGAUAAGAAGUUGUUUCUUGAUGGUCCAGGGAGUGCUACGCACCCAAAGAAGUUUGGUAGGAUCAUUAUCAAGAACAAAAAAGCUCCUCCAAACUCCUCUCUGGAUGAAUUUUAAUAUAAGUUUAAGUUAUAAU